Molecule: messenger RNA, 4722 nt
Organism: Aphis gossypii (cotton aphid)
Lineage: Eukaryota; Metazoa; Arthropoda; Insecta; Hemiptera; Aphididae
Product: SET domain-containing protein SmydA-8-like
Exons: 3
Coding region: 2764-4356 (530 amino acids)
Source: RefSeq, a predicted model, not a curated record
AAUAAUAAUAAUUUUAUUACAGCGCUAAUAUCGUAAGCGUUAAUUAUUGCCAACGAUUCUAAAGUUUCUAAAUAAAGUUUUUUUCUUAUGAAUAUUUUUUCUGUAUAAAAGUGUUGAUUACGCGUUAUAGCGUCAACGGCAAACCAAUAAUAAGAUUUUAAUUUCUAUGUAGCACUACGACCAAAAUAAAAUAUGUUUCCGAAUCUGAGACGAAAUAAUACUCCCCCCCCCCAAAUAUUGAGUAACGAAAAUUUAACUACGUAACAUGCAAUGUAUAGCAAUUAUAUAUUAUAAUAGGUGAAAUGUAAAUAUUUAUUCAUUCAUUGUAUGUUAAAAACUAAAAACUACAUGACAAUCCGCUUGUGUUCAUAACUAUAAUAUAUAUCUAUAUUACUAGCAAAACGAAUGACUUACGAAUUAAGCCGUACCGUAAAUACAGCAUGAUGAUAUAACGCAAAUUAAAUCAACGAUUUUUAACGUUAAAUGUUGGUUUACCUUUUGACUAUAGACUGUUUCUCCAUAUUUAUUAAAGUUCCUAAAUUUCUAACAUCUAUAGCUUAUUUUUCCGUUUGAACUUUAAAUCCUUUUUCAAUACACUUCUUUUGUCUACAUCGAUAGUGACAUAAUAUUGCCAUUUUCCAGCUAUACCUUAAAAAUAAUAACAUAAACAGUUUAUUCAUUGUACCUGCAUAAUAAUAACUAUAGUCAUAUUCUAUAGGCUCGUAAUGUUUGAUUAUUGAAUAAUUCAUAUUUCUGUAUAACAUAUUAUUAUUAUAUAUAAUAUAUAUACAGUAUACACAAAUAAUUGAAACCAAAUAGUCGAGUGAUCGAAUGUGAAAUAGAAUUGCGAGUUCCAUGCUAUGAUGAAAACAAUAUUUGAAAAUGUCGAUAAAUAUUAUUGGAUUCAAAACGGCUCAAAAAGAGUUAAACGUUACCCACUCUAUAAUAUUAUAACGACGAUAGAAUCACAUCAACGGACGAUGCUACGCUGUACACUCGAAAACGAUAUCCGUGUGAAAAAGGAAAACGGAAAACUUAGAGUUUAACCGAUAAAUAUUCUAGCAGCGACUAUACACAUGUAUAUUAUACUUAAAUAUACAACUAAAACGCACCACUCCACCACCGUUUGUAUAUAUCACAUACACACACACAUACACAUUUAUAAACAUAUAUGUAUAUGUGACAAGAUCCCUGUGCACUAUAAUAUACUCGUGCCCUGUCAUUCGGUCGGUUCGGCUUCAGGAAAAUAUUACGUCGUCGACCCUCGUUAAUUCGCGCGCGCGUACAGGACACUCUCUUCGGCUAAAAGUCCGCUGUAGUAGCAUGCACGAGUAGGCGACGCUGUCCAUUAAACAUUCAAAAGACGUCAAGUGCCAGUUUCCGUUCAGACACACGAUAUACAUAAUAUUACACAUUUAUAUAUACACGCCAUCGUAUGUGUGUGUGUAGUAUUAUGCUAGCGUAUUAUAUAUGUAAUAAUAUAUAUAUAUAUAUACAAUAUAUAUACAACACGGUUCGCACCAUGCGUGACGGUUUCACGGGCUGCAAAACAUCUGUCUCCCCGAAAGUUACUUAUGUGGGUCUUAUUCAAAUCGCGGGCUCGCGGAGGGUAAAAGUAAAGGACAGCGCGCGACUUACAAGCGAGAUCGGUGGCCAAAUGAAUAUUACAUAAUAUCAUAUAAUAUAAUAUAAGCCUACCUGACUUACAAUGGCGAUAACGUUAUGCAUAUACGUGCAUUUGAGUGAUUUUAUUCGACACGAUGCGAUGGAUCGAAAUCUCAGAUAGAUCUAGUCUAUAUAGUGUCUAGACUGGAGGCAUUUUUCCCAACUCUGCAGACGUUUCAAAAUAGAAUGCCUACCUAUCUCAUCAUCGUGUGUACGAUCCACCAAAGACAAUUAUUGAACAGUGAAACUUCCAUAUUAUAAAGAACUUUCAUUUUAUGAAAUUUUCUAUUUAACGAAUUUAUCAAUACGUAGCGGAGAAAAAUUUAGAAAAUCUAUGUGGUAAUCCUUAUUGGAAAUCAAGGAAAAACCAAUUGUAUCACAGAAUAAAUAACGAUAUUCAUACCAAAAGUAUAAUACCUAAGUAGGUGAUACAGUAAGAAUAUCAAAGUGAAUUAUUAAUUCAGGCCAGGUUAAUAAAGCUAAUAAUACGAACGCAGAGACCGCAAAAUUAUUACCGCUGUCGUUUGUAAUAAAACGUCUGCACGGUCGGGAAGAUUCUUAAUUUUCCGGGGUCGUUAUAAUAUUAUACACUUCCCUGUUGGUUAUUGUUAUACUGUUCUGGAAAAAAAAAGAAGGGAGAUCGUUAAAACAAUUAUUAGCACUCUCAGACGGACUUUACUCAAUUGAACAGGCGCGAAAUAUAUUGUUAUGAGCUGUACACUCUGAAAACGUUCCGAUCGUUCAUCGCAGCCAAUUUCGAAAGCGCGUAAUACGUCAUCAUACGCCGUAUACACCGCUUCCACUUAAGUCUCGGAAAAAACGGUGUUCUUGCCUGUACACCCACACGCCCAUCUCGCCCCGCCGUAAUGCGCGUACAAAGUUUUUAUGUGCUGGUCCAAGAUUGAAUUCCAUAAAACCGACGAGAGACGCCAUAAAAAAAUAUGACGUUUUAUAUCAUAUGAUAUUAUAAGCGUUUUUUUUUUUUUCAUUUCGCCGGUGCGGUAUGGACCCGGCGCGAAUAUCGCACUCGCGAGGCCCUCUCGCGGGGACGUUUUACGAGCCCAUACGCGUAUAUUUAUUGUAUUAUUUACACCUUGUAUGACUCGUCGUCGUCUUUUUGUUUUUUUAUCGCGAUUUACGCUCUCUCGUCCGAUUCCCUCUCCGCGCGUUAUCCCGCGUACACCCGGUAACCGCUCCCCCGACGGUCGUUCGUCCGCCGCCGGUAAAUUUCAAUACACUCGCGACACACGUCCGAACGUCCGCUCGUCCCACCGUCGCUACGCGAUUAUUUCCGUACGGCGGCGGCUUUUGGCGACUGCAGUCGAUCGACGUCGUCCGACCUGCACGCCGUACCGCAUGUCGUCGUCGCCGUACGUCGUGGCCGAGUCGCCGGAACUGGGACGCCACUGGGUGGCCGCCCGGGACAUCGCGGCCGGCGAGGUGCUGCUCGAGGAACGGCCGCUGGUCGUGGGCCCGAAGGCCGGCUCGCCGCCCGUCUGCCUGGCGUGUUACGCGCCCGCCGCCGAUUACAGGUGUUCGGCGUGCGGGUGGCCGGUGUGCGGGCCGCGGUGCGAGGCCGCGGCCGCGCACCGCGAAGCCGAGUGCCGGCUGAUCGGCGGCCACUACGACGGCCGCCGGUCGGCCGCCUACUGCUUCGUCGCGCCGCUCCGGUGCAUGCUGCUCGCGGGCCGCGGGGCCGCCGAGUUCCGGUCGCUGCAGUCGCACCUGGACGACAGGCUGGACACGCCGCUGUACCGGGCGUACGCCGUCAACGUGGCCGCGUUCGUGCUGGACCGGCUGGGCCUGCGGUCCGCGGGCGGCGACGUCCGGUCCGCCCUGGAGGCGGCCGCCGUGCUGGACACGAACGCGUUCGACGUGCGCCGGCCCGGCGGCCGGAACUUCCGGGCGGUGUACGCGCGCGCGUCCAUGAUGGCCCACUGCUGCACGCCCAACACCAAACACGUGUUCGUCGGCGACGCGGCCGACGGCCGGCCGGCCAUCCGGGUGCUGGCCACGGUGCCCAUCGGCCGCGGCCACGGCGUCACGGCCACGUACACGCAGACGUUGUGGUGCACGCGCGACCGGCGCCGUCACCUGUCGGCCGCCAAGUGCUUCGAGUGCGCGUGCGCGCGGUGCGCCGACCCCGAAGAACUGGGCACGCACUUGGGCUCGGCGGCCUGCGGCGGCCCGUGUUCGGGCCGCGUGGCCGCGGCGGCCGCGGGUUGCGCGACCUGCGGACGUCCGGCCGACGACCCGGAAGCGGAGCAGCGGGCCGUCCGGGCCGUCGGAGCGCUUUCCAAGAGCCGCGACCGCGCCGGAUUCGAACGGUUCUUGGAACGGGUCCGCGACGGGACGAUGCCGCCGCUGCACGACAACCACCACGUCGCGGUGGGAGUCAAGUACGCGCUCGUCCAGCUGUACGGCGACCGGAUUUCGGAUCUAACCGUAAAACAGCUGGAAAAUAAUUCGGCUAUAUGUGAACAACUGUUGCGGCUGGCCGACGUUCUGGAACCGGGAAUUACGCGAUUCCGGGGACUUCUGCUCUACUAUCUGGUUUGCGGUCUCAAACAGCUAAAGCGGAAGAAACACAGACGGAACUACGACGAGAUGAUCAAAAAUUAUGCCAGAGAAGCGGUGGUCAUUCUGAAAACCGAACCCGAUCUGAUGUAUUUGGUCGAACAGUUGCAAUAAUUAUGAGUGCCUUGUAAUGCCUAUACUUCGGUCACUGCCAGAUAUUAACGCCGUAGUAUAAUAACAGUAUUCCAUAUUUUAUAUUAAAAUUGAUAGUAUUGUUUUUAUCACUAUUGUUACAAUAAUAAAUCACUAGUGCAACGCUGCAGAAACUUAAAAUUGCACGUUCAUACUUGUAUUAUAUAAUAAUUACGUGUAUUUCAAUAGAAUCGCGACUUAUUUUAAGAUCAAAAUCAGUUUUAAUAGUAAACAAAUCAUUGGAAUCUACUUAUUAUGUAAUACAAUACAUGGUUAAAAUAUGUAUAAGAAAUAAAAAUAUAAUGUUAGAUAAAGAAAUAUAUAGAACAAAAAUUAAAUUAGUUUUAA